GAUCCGAUAACUCUUUUCUCUAUCCCUGACCCUGCGUGUUGCAGGUGCCCCCGACAAACGAGGUGCUGAGGAGGAAAAGCAUAUGUAACCGGCAGUUGCCCGACUUAUCGAAGCUGACGACAUAUCGACUCCAGCAAGGAUUGUUAUACCCCGUCAAUGUGGCCAGGAACGCGGCCAGGCUCGCCGCCCAGACGUAUUUUGUCAUUCCUUCUGAUGUCGAUUUCUACCCUUCCACUGACAUCAUACCUGAAUUCUUCAAAAUGCUCCAAGAGCCAGAUGUAUCCUCAACUACUAAACCCCGAGUGUACAUUUUUCCCACCUUUAAGGAAGAGAAGAACAUCGAUGAACUACCGGCGAGCAAGGUUACUCUCAAGGAACUAGUGUUGGCAGAGACAGUGAUCCCAUUAUACAACGAAAUGUGCACCACAUGUGAGAAUAGCUCUUUCGCGCAGGAGUGGAUUGAACACUCUGGAGAAUCUGGCUUGUCGGUGUUUCACGUGGGCCAAGGUUCGACGGCAUAUGACAAGUGGGAACCCAUAUACAUAGGCACCAAUUCAGAGCCUAUUUAUGAUGAAAUGCUGUCCUUGGAAGGCAAGAGGGAAAAGAUAGUGCAGAUGUACACACUGUGCUUGAAGGGCUACGAGUUCCACGUCCUGGACAACGCUUUCCUCGUGUACCGACCCGGUAGCACGAAACACAAGCUCUGGCAUCGAGACAUGUUCGUAGCUGAACAAUACACGUUUAUAAAGGAAGAAUUAAUACCACGCUACUUAACAAUGUUUAAAGAAGAUGAGAAGUGUUAUAUCUAAUUCUUAAAUAGUACAUUUUACGCAGAAAAUCUGUAAAUACUUUAAUAUGAUGCAUGCGUGUUGACUCAUUUCAGAAUGACUAUUAUUUACGAAAAUGGAUAUUGCAUUUAGAAACGUCAAUAUUGUGAUAUGAUAGAAUUAUAGUUAAUUGUGAUAAAAGAUAUAUGACUUUAGUUUUCUCAGACAUGCCACAGCAUCUUUGAUAUACUGAGUGUACUUGUGGUGUCUGGUAUAGUGUUAUUAGGGUAAAGCUUCUGGUUAUUGCAGUCAGGUGGCUUACCUGAUGUGAUUUCACGUGACUGCCACCCAUUACCAUAGAUUUGCCCAGCCAUGUCCAAGUAUGGCAGUAUUUUUUUGAAGAUGGCUUCCAAUAUAUCCAAGCAUAUCUUGUACGCAGUUGCUGUUUUUUGUUUUUGAAAAAAAAUCAUCUAUUUUGUAUAAAUCAACAAUAUAUAUUGUUUAUUCAUCAGUUAUUUAUUGAAUUUUAGUCUAGUUUAGUCUUAAAAGAUAAUAAUUAGAGUAUUUAAGAAGUUCCCUCAGUAAGUGGAUGAUUAAAGGAAAAGUGGCGCAUACAACUUUGGUGUUGGUAAAAUGCUAAUGGUUCGAAGGUUUAUAUUAUGUCCUUAACUUAUAUAAACUAUUAUAAUUUAGCAAUACGCUUCUGAAUCUGAAUAAUAUUAUAUAACAGUAAAUAUAACAUGUAUCAGACAAGUACUGCCAAAGAAUUAGUUUAUACUGUAUGUGCAAACCUAAUAGUUUUUCUUAUAUUACACAUAAAUUGUAUUUGGAAGAAAAUGUGUAUGUUAAACCAGUGUGAUUAUCAGUUGGAACGCAUGUGCUCAAGAUAUAUAACAUCAGGUACAAUCAAUAAAACAAGUUAACACGUCCAUUACAGAAUAGUACAGACAUGUACCAAUCUGUUCUGGUCCAAACAUUACAAAGCUGAAUUUUGUCACCGUAAGAUAAUGUACAAAAAUGAUUUAACCAUUUAAAGAAGGUAAAAAUUAUCCUAAUUCUUAACAUUUUUCCUUUUGAAAAGUCAAAAACAAAAAUGGUAAAAUCUCGGACAUAUUUAGACAUUUCAAGUACCCGGUAGGGCCAAACAGUAGCUUAUGUUAAUGAAAAAUCGGUUGUAUGGUAACCUUAUCAAAAGCAAUAAAAUUACUGAAAAAGAACUUUUCUUCUGGUAAAGUUUCAUAAUUAUUUAAACAUAUUGCAUAUGGGUGUUUGACAUCUGCAUCUGUGUAAUGUAUAUAAUAAUAUUAUUAUUAUCACACCAGGACUUUCCAGAUUGUUUCAUAGUCCGGAUAAAUUUUUGGGUGUCAGCAGUCUGGCAAGGACUCAUCAAUGGAACAAUGUUCCUAAAUUUCUAGCACUUGAAAAUUAAACACAUUUUUCCUAAAGACCUCGAGUAUUUUAAGAAUCAUCAUAUUAAUUAGCUGAAGUAUUGUAAAAUAAAAGGAGGGUACAAGUUUUGAAACAUUGUUUUAGAUAGACAAAAAAAACAAGGUAUGCAAGCUGCACACAGUAUUUUCUUAUUAAAGAUCACUGAUAGUUACAUAGCCUAUUAGUGGGGCAGCAAAUUUAGCAUGGUAAUUCUCUAAUGGUUACUAGUCAAGUCUGCCUGA
This is a messenger RNA of Homarus americanus (American lobster), 2437 nucleotides long. RefSeq names its product beta-1,4-glucuronyltransferase 1-like. The record is from RefSeq and is a predicted model, not a curated record. Bases 261 to 809 code for a protein of 182 amino acids. NCBI's taxonomy places the organism in Eukaryota, Metazoa, Arthropoda, Malacostraca, Decapoda, Nephropidae. The transcript has 4 exons.